Messenger RNA from Acyrthosiphon pisum (pea aphid), 1560 nucleotides. RefSeq names its product protein-L-isoaspartate O-methyltransferase domain-containing protein 1-like. The transcript has 6 exons. Gene Ontology annotation, molecular function: protein-L-isoaspartate (D-aspartate) O-methyltransferase activity. The record is from RefSeq and is a predicted model, not a curated record. The coding region runs from base 281 to 1495 and encodes 404 amino acids. Gene Ontology annotation, cellular component: cytoplasm. Lineage: Eukaryota; Metazoa; Arthropoda; Insecta; Hemiptera; Aphididae. Gene Ontology annotation, biological process: protein modification process.
AUAACUCACUAGGUGGCCAUUAUAAAUAUUAUAAUAUAUUGUGAUCAGUAAUAAUGGUAAACAGUUAAUAUGGAAAUAAUAUUAUCACUACGUCUUGUCCCGGAACUCGUGUGCUUUUGCACUGUCACGUAAUUUUUAUCAUUUCGUUUACGCGUCUUGUGAGAUUUCAACACUUGUCGACGAUUAUUCGAGCACGAGCGAAAGGUUCCCACGUGCGGGUAUUGCAAUUUACAACAAUCGAUAACAAUACAUUAUAUUGGUGUCUUAACAAUUAAUAAAUAUGGGUCAAUUUGAAAGUACAAAUCGCACCUACAACAGCAAUGAUGAGCUUAUUAAUGCAUUAAUUAAGAGAGAGUGUAUACACUCAAUUAAUGUGGAAAAAGUGUUAAGAAGUGUCGAUCGAGCAUUGUAUUAUACCAAUGAUAAUGAAGAAGACCCCUACGGAGACGUGGAUUGGCAAUUGGGAGAUGUUUAUCUGUAUUCACCAAGUGAUUAUGCUACUGUUUUAGAAUGUUUGGAUCUCCACAAUGGUCAUAAGUUUUUAAACAUUGGUUCUGGAAUAGGGUAUUUUAGUACUUUAGCCGGUCUUUUAUUGGGUGUUAAUGGAGUUAAUCAUGGCAUUGAAAUUAAUGGUUCCUUGAUAGAUAUUGCAUAUCAAAAGUUGGAAGUAUUUAAAAGAAAUUCUGCAGCAAUUGAUUAUUUUGAAUUUUGUGAACCAGUAUUCAUCAAAGGAAAUGCAUGUGAACUGAUGCCAGUGGGUUACUAUGAUAGAGUCUAUUGUGGAGCUGAUGUACAACUAGAGGUAUCUUCAUUUAUGGAGGCUCUCAUUAAAAUUGGUGGUGUAUUAGUUAUGCCAUUGAAAAGUGUCCUUGUAAAAGUAACGAGGAACAGUGAACACUCGUGGACCAAAUUUCAUUUCACUAACGUAUCGAUGCCAGAUCUUGUUGUGGCAGAAAAAAGUAGUAGUAUAAAUGUUUCAAAGUUUCCUACUGUUGAACCAUUGAGUUUACAAGAGUUAUGCAGAUCAUACAUUCGUGCAUCUAUACGAAAUUGCUUGAAUGAAAGUCAACCUGGCUUGCAAAUGCUCACUAUAUGUAAACCAAAACCAAAUAAAAGUUAUGAUCAAAAAUGGUUUGAUGACACUAAAAGUGAAAUUAUUCGUUUACAAAACUAUCUAAAUGAGAUUAGGGUUUUGAGAGAGGAAACAUCAGAUCUGGAUUCAACUUCUGAGGAUGAGGUCAUUGAAGAAGAUAACAAUGGCGAUGAUGUUGAUGUUGAAGAAAAAAAUACAAGUGAACAGUGUGAUAAAAGUUUACCUAAUGAAGUAAUGAACGAUUACGAUACUGAUGAUGAAAUUGCUGAGGAAUUUAUAAAAUAUCGUUUUCUGAGCAAUCGCAAAGAAAAUGAGUUGAGUAAACUUCUGAAGAUUAAAAUUAAUCUGUUACCUGUACCAGCUAAGCUCAAAGUGUUUCUCAACUAUAAUAGAGAUGAUUAAUUUGAAUUUGGCUGCAAAUUAAAUAACAAAACGAUAAAUAAAAAAUAGUGAUAACUAUUAAUAUG